UCAAAGGAAGUGAAGUUUUGUGUAGCUAGGGAGGGGCUAGUUGUUAAAGUUUUCAAAGAAAAUAGAUCAUUUGAUAGGCCUACUACAAAGGAAAAUGUACAACUUAUCAUUUAGCAAUGGUAAUGUAUAAUUGGUCGAAUUAACUUGGAGAGUCGUUGUGUGUUGCAAAAGUCUUUCGAAGGAGAGCAUCAUAGCGGAACGAGAACGAAUGUCUUAUUUGGCGUUGAGCACAAUAGGUCGGUGCUAAUAGGACAGACAGUGCCAGUGCUGACUCGGCUGUUUUCAUCUUAUUCCUGGAGCUCUGCCAGCCCAAGAGGGUAACUUCAGCAGCACGCAGAGAAGACACACCAAACUUCCAAACCCACCACUUACACACAGACACACACUCCAUCGCACGCAUACACAUUCUCUCUCCACCACACACACACACUCCAUCACACGCUCUCUCUCUCCAACACAACACACACACUUUCUCUAAAACACACACACGCAUACACUCCCUCUCUCUCUCUCUCUCUCUCUCUCUCUCUCUCUCUCUCUCUCUCUCUCUCUCUCUCUCUCUCUCUCACUCAUUCCAACAACCAUGUCCAUGGCUCUCAAACAAGUCUUCAACAAGGACAGGACAUUCCGGCCCAAGCGCAAGUUCGAGCCGGGCACGCAGCGCUUCGAGCUCCACAAGAAGGCCCAGGCGUCGCUGAACGCGGGCCUGGACCUCAAGCAGGCGGUCCAGCUCCCGCACGGCGAGGACCUGAACGACUGGGUGGCCGUGCACGUGGUGGACUUCUUCAACCGCAUCAACCUCAUCUACGGCACCGUCAGCGACUCGUGCACCGAGCAGAGCUGCCCCGUCAUGUCCGGCGGGCCCAAGUACGAGUACCGCUGGCAGGACGAGAACAAGUACCGCAAGCCCACCGCCCUGCCCGCGCCCAAGUACAUGAACAUGCUGAUGGACUGGAUAGAGGUGCAGAUCAACAACGAGCACGUCUUCCCCACCAACGUCGGUACUCCGUUUCCCAAGACCUUCAUGCAGGUAGCAAAGAAGAUCCUGUCGCGCCUCUUCCGCGUCUUCGUGCACGUGUACAUCCACCACUUCGAUCGCGUGAGCCAGAUGGGUGCGGAGGCGCACGUCAACACCUGCUACAAGCACUUCUACUACUUUGUCACCGAGUUCAACUUGACCGACCAUAAAGAGCUGGAGCCACUGAAAGAGAUGACGGCCCGCAUGUGCCAUUGAGAGAGAGAGAGAGGAGACGUUUCACCAGACAGCAGCACUCACAAUCACAAGGACCAUGGGAGCAGAGAUGAUCUUCUUCGAGAGUUUAUUUUUUAUAACGAAUGCACAUUUACUUAUUUAGGAAAAAAUUGUACAUUAAACUUUAUUCCUUACAUGUGCCAGAACGUUUUUUGAACUCAGUAUUUGUUAUUUCGUUUGUGUUCUUCUUGUUGUUGCAGUAUAUGUCUUAUUAUGGUUGAGCUACAUUAAAAGCAAAAUGCUAACUA
Messenger RNA from Engraulis encrasicolus (European anchovy), 1500 nucleotides. RefSeq names its product MOB kinase activator 3A (gene mob3a). The coding region runs from base 584 to 1234 and encodes 216 amino acids. NCBI's taxonomy places the organism in Eukaryota, Metazoa, Chordata, Actinopteri, Clupeiformes, Engraulidae. Gene Ontology annotation, cellular component: cytoplasm. The transcript has 4 exons. The record is from RefSeq and is a predicted model, not a curated record.